This is a messenger RNA of Capronia epimyces CBS 606.96, 1071 nucleotides long. RefSeq lists its product as uncharacterized. The record is from RefSeq and is a predicted model, not a curated record. Gene Ontology annotation, cellular component: kinetochore; Mis6-Sim4 complex. Gene Ontology annotation, biological process: chromosome segregation. The coding region runs from base 1 to 1071 and encodes 356 amino acids. Lineage: Eukaryota; Fungi; Ascomycota; Eurotiomycetes; Chaetothyriales; Herpotrichiellaceae. The transcript has a single exon.
AUGGCACCUCCAUCUGAAUCCCAGAUCUUGUACUCCUACCUUCUCCAUCCAUCACCUCUUCCCACGAUCGUGCCAUUCCAGACUUUCCAAGGUCUCGUCCCGAAUCAUGCUUCAAUACGAUCUUCAGCCCGCCCAAACCCAGAACUCAAGAGAUUGUACCGUGACCUCCAGUUCCAGCGGGACAUCACGAUCGACGAUGUCCGGCGGCGCAUUGACGACGAGGUCAGACGCAGCGCGGGACUGCUCGCCCGGUUGAGGCACCAAGUACGGCGGGAAGAGGGCGAAAGUACAGCUAGUCCAAGAUCCCGGCGGAAGAGAAAGCGUGGCGCUGCCGAUGAAGGCGAUGACGCAGAUGAAGACGAGAAUGAGAGCGAGAGUGAGAGUGAAAUCCAACAAGCUUCACAGCAAGGGGCCAGCGCUACAAGAACUGGCCCUGGAUCCACGACUGAUCGUAACCGCGAUGGCUCCGCCCACAGGGCUAGCAACCGAAAUCGACACAAUGGCCAGCACAGAAAUGACCAUGACCAUAACCAAUCCGAUGGCGAUAGCAGCGACAGAGACAAUGACGGAGGGACAGAGACCCAAAUCGAUCUCCAACUCGACGGACCUCGAGGGCAGACACUACCUCGACCGACGCGCAACCACACCAUAUCCAGCCUCCUCGACGCAAUGGACGAUGCCAGGGCCGAUCUGGAGUUGGAAAUCGCCGACCUGGAGGCCCAAGUACAGAGUGGGCGGCGCACCUGCGAAGAGCGCGUGGGCGGGUUAAGUGAUUUGCGCUACGGCCGGUUCGCCGCUCCUGCUAUUUCAGCAGGGAGGCGGGAUGGGGGCGAGAGUAGGAGCAGCAAUGCAAACGGCCUUCCUACGCCGACCGGCGAGAAGCAAAGCCGGAACGAAACCAGAAACGAGACCGAGACCGAGACUGAGAAUGCUAAUAGGGAUAUGGUGGCCGUGGCCUCUACUGUUGAAUCGGAAGUGGUGGAUGCGCUUCGCGACUUCACCGCCCGUCUGGCCAGAGAGAUGCAAUGCAAAGACAGAGAGAGGGAAGAGGUCGCGAAGAGGCGGAAGUAG